Messenger RNA from Aspergillus piperis CBS 112811, 953 nucleotides. Its product is annotated as glutathione S-transferase family protein. The coding region runs from base 85 to 831 and encodes 248 amino acids. NCBI's taxonomy places the organism in Eukaryota, Fungi, Ascomycota, Eurotiomycetes, Eurotiales, Aspergillaceae. The record is from RefSeq and is a predicted model, not a curated record. The transcript is spliced from 5 exons.
UCACAUCUUCUCACUCCCCGCAGAUACGCUGUUGUGUGACAUCUCUCGUAUAUCUCAACUAUAGUCUCACAUCAACUCAACACCAUGACCAAGCCCAUCACCGUCUGGCUGACACCCCCUGGACCGAACUCAUGGAAGGUUAUUACUAUCCUAGAAGAGCUGCAGGUUCCAUACGUUAUAUAUUCUUUCAAGUUCGAUGAUGUGAAGAAACCCCCCUUCAUAGACAUUAACCCCAACGGUCGAGUCCCGGCAAUCGUCGACCCCAACACCAAUUUAACGCUAUGGGAGUCAGGCGCUAUCAUUCAAUACUUGGAGGAAGUGUACGACACCGACAAUAAGCUCACGUAUGACUCGCUCAACGAGAAGCAUCUUCUGAACCAGUAUCUGCACUUUCAGAUGAGCGGACAGGGCCCAUACUUCGGGCAGUGCGGAUGGUUUAACGCCCUACAUUCUGAGAAACUCCCUUCCGCCAUUGAUCGAUAUGUCAAAGAGGUUCACCGUGUGCUGGGCGUUCUCAAUACAGUCCUUGAAGACAAAACGUGGCUCGUCGGGGAUAAAUGUACAUUCGCUGACCUGGCCUUUCUCCCGUGGAAUACUCGCCUUGACAUGGCCCUUCUCACCCCGCCCGGGGAGGAUCCCUUGGCCCCAUACCCAAAUGUUCAGGCAUGGCAGAAGCGCAUGGAAAGCAGGGACUCAUGGAAGAAAGUCUUGGAAAUUCGGUCGAAGCUCAUGGAUGAGCAGGGAUUGCAACCAAAUGGCAUACCGAAGGGUAUCAAGACCUUUCAAGAGUACGAAGAGCACAUAGCCAGUGCCAAUGAGGCGAAAAAGUAAUAACUAGCUUGGCUGGCCCACUUACGGUAGAGGCUGAGACUAUAGGGCAUUGUGUAGUCUGCUAGGGUUAUGUUAGGUUGCGAUUCGCCGUAGAGUAAUGAAAUUCAUUUUGCUUCAUCUCC